Molecule: messenger RNA, 228 nt
Organism: Botrytis deweyae
Lineage: Eukaryota; Fungi; Ascomycota; Leotiomycetes; Helotiales; Sclerotiniaceae
Exons: 1
Coding region: 1-228 (75 amino acids)
Source: RefSeq, a predicted model, not a curated record
AUGAAGUGUGAAGCGGGAAAUGUAAAUGGGAAUAGGAAUAGGAAUAUGAGGAUAGGGCGCUCAUUAGAUACCAUUACUAUCGAUAUCAUUGGAAGAAGAAACAGAAGAAAAGAAGAGGAAGAGGAAGAGGAAGAGGAAGAGGAAGAGGAAGAGGAAGAGGAAGAGGAAGAGGAAGAGGAAGAGGAAGAGGAAGAGGAAGAGGAAGAGGAAGAGGAAGAGGAAGAAUAA